ACCAACUUACAUGAUCCAACCGCCUGAAUGUAAAAUAAUUGACGACUGCAAUCGUUAAACAAAUAACGAAAUAAAACUCCAAGGUGUACUGCGAUAGCUACUUUAUAGUCGGUUUAAGCUUGUACUGGGAUAGUAUACGUGUAUAUAGAUAACUAAACAAUAUCUAUCCUGGAAAUGAAAUUCGUAACAACUAUUACUGCAGUCGUUCUAUCGCUGUUCCUACUGUUAGCGAUCAAGCCGAUCGAUGCUCGUUUUUUGAGAUACAUUUGGCAAAAUGUAAUCAAGAACAAGCCAGUCGAAAAUGACAACACCCUUAUUCAGCAAGACGCGGUUGAAAAUUACAACGCUCCAGUUCAACAAGACGUGGUCGAAAAUUACAAUGCUCCGAUUCAACAAGACGCGUUCGAAAAUUACAACGCUCCGGUUCAACAAGACGCGGUCGAAAAUUACAACGCCUUGGUUCAACAAAACGCGGUCGUAGGUGAAGAAAUCAAUCAGUCUGCAGAAGAUUCAAUCUAUUCAGACCAUCGAUCAAUUUUUGUCGACGGGACUACCUUAGAUUUUGUCUAUUGGAACUCAGACCUUGGAAAUAAUAAAUCAAUAAUAAUUGAAUUUGGCAAUGAAAAACAAAUAAUCAAUCAUUGGAUCAGGGGUCAACCUUUAAAAGUCAUAACGCAUGGAUGGCGUGGAUCAGACGAAGAUGACAGAGGAGUGUUUUCUAUAAAAACUGCGUAUGUGGAUGCUGGAGGAUUCAACAUUAUCACCGCGGACUGGAAUCGGGUGGCAAGUAACAUAAUGUACCCAAUGCCAGCCUAUUUGACCGUUCAGGUGGGUUCCAUAAUCGCCAAAAUGUUGGAAAAUUUUGUCAACCUCGCGGUAAUUGACCCUUCUGAUAUUCAUGUUAUCGGCCAUAGUCUCGGUGCUCACGUGUCUGGGGCAUGUGGCGCUGCAUUCAGCCUUGGGAAAAUUGGCAGAAUUACAGGUCUAGACCCUGCCGGUCCUGGAUUCGAGUACGUGUCAUUCCGUUCAGACUACCUAGACAAUACAGACGCAACAUUUGUGGACGUGAUCCAUACGGCGAUAGGGACACUUGGAUACUCGAAAGCCAUAGGACACGCUGAUUUUUAUCCAAACGAGGGGAAACCCCCUCAACCAGGGUGUUUAGAAUCAUACACGCCGAGCGGGAUAGCAAAGCUCAUCGGUUGCAGCCAUUCGAGAUCGCAUCAAUUUUACACAGACUCCAUCCACCAUAGGAAUUCGUUUCUAGCUACAGAAUGUCCUACAUGGGACGAAUAUACGAGUGGUGAAUGCAAAAAUAAUAAUAAAAGUUAUAUGGGACAUGACGCAGAUCCAAAAGCGAGAGGAAUAUUUUACCUGGAGACCAACAGUGUUCCCCCUUAUGGAUUGUCGAAUACAUGAAAACAUAAGCCACAGUCUUACACACGAUUUUUUUUUGUUUAUGUACAGUUUCUUUACUAUUUUUCAUUUCAAUUUAAAAACUAUAAAAUGUUUAUUUUUAUGGUAUUUUUAAGAUUUAUGUUGAAUUAAUAAACAGUUUAUAAAUAUAUUAUAUAUAUUCAAUA
Molecule: messenger RNA, 1583 nt
Organism: Metopolophium dirhodum (rose-grain aphid)
Lineage: Eukaryota; Metazoa; Arthropoda; Insecta; Hemiptera; Aphididae
Product: lipase member H-B-like
Exons: 7
Coding region: 175-1419 (414 amino acids)
Biological process (GO): lipid metabolic process
Molecular function (GO): lipase activity
Source: RefSeq, a predicted model, not a curated record